GUGGCAAUGGUGCUAGUACUAUUGGUCGCCAUUCCGCUAUUGGUCCACAGCACCAAACUGGGUGGGUCAGGAGGUGGAGGUACGCAUUAUGAGAUGCUUGGAAGCUGUAAGAUGGUCUGUGAUUCUCUAACACCCACCAAUGAACUAACACCUGUUUCCCCUCCUCCUCAUGACAUUCCUGGACGCAGAGGGGGUAAGUCAGGUUUUCGUGGUAACCAAGGGCCACCAGGUCCCCCAGGCCCACGUGGGCCCCCUGGAGAACCAGGAAAACCAGGUCCUCCUGGACCCCCAGGUCCAGGGCCAGGGGGAUACACCCCAUCAUUCUACAGCCCCAAAAUAGCCUUCUAUGCUGGUCUGCGCAAGCAACAUGAAGGGAGUGAGAUACUCAAGUUUGAUGAUGUGGUGACAAAUGUUGGGAAUUACUAUGAGCCUACCACUGGCAAGUUUACCUGCCCUCUUCCUGGGAUCUAUUUCUUCACCUAUCACGUGCUUAUGAGGGGGGGAGAUGGAACUAGCAUGUGGGCGGACCUCAAGAAGAAUGGACAGGUGAGGGCCAGUGCAAUUGCUCAAGACGCAGAUCAGAAUUAUGACUACGCCUCUAACAGUGUGAUCCUGCAUUUAGAUGUGGGAGAUGAGGUUUGCGUCCAGCUGGAUGGUGGGAAAGUGCACGGAGGAAACACCAACAAAUACAGCACGUUUAGCGGCUUUCUCGUCUACCCUGACUAA
Messenger RNA from Xyrauchen texanus (razorback sucker), 726 nucleotides. Its product is annotated as complement C1q-like protein 4. The transcript is spliced from 2 exons. Gene Ontology annotation, molecular function: protein binding. The record is from RefSeq and is a predicted model, not a curated record. NCBI's taxonomy places the organism in Eukaryota, Metazoa, Chordata, Actinopteri, Cypriniformes, Catostomidae. The coding region runs from base 7 to 726 and encodes 239 amino acids.